This is a messenger RNA of Phytophthora sojae, 468 nucleotides long. RefSeq lists its product as hypothetical. The transcript has 2 exons. The coding region runs from base 1 to 468 and encodes 155 amino acids. NCBI's taxonomy places the organism in Eukaryota, Oomycota, Peronosporomycetes, Peronosporales, Peronosporaceae. The record is from RefSeq and is a predicted model, not a curated record.
AUGUACGCUCGUUUUGCAGAUAGAAACGACGAUCCCAUCUCGCCCAGGGUUCCCGGAAACUAUUCGGUGCAAAGUCCCUUUGGUUUGCCAAAGGGAAACAUCUCCCGUGCACGCUACGCUUACUGUUGGCCAACCCCCCUGCCAAGACUUACAAAUCAUGCGUCUGAGCUCCUUCCUGCUUGUGGCAAUGGUCACCCUGGCCGCAACCUGCUCCACCACUGCGGUCGCCGAGGACGCGGCGAUGACCAAGAGCCUGCCUGCCGAUUCGAGUCGCAUUUGAGCCGCGUGGACGACGAAGAGCGAGUGUUUUCUCUUUCCAGUCUGAAAAGCCUCAAGUCGGCGUUCGGCAAGAAGUGGACUAAGGUGACCGAGGCGCUCAAGAAGAAGAUCACGACGCCGAGCGAGGCGUACAGGAAGAAGGUGGAGAAGAAGAUGCUUCGCGACGAGAACAACUUCAUCCGCCGCUAG